Messenger RNA from Daphnia pulicaria, 2374 nucleotides. RefSeq names its product L-asparaginase-like. Gene Ontology annotation, molecular function: asparaginase activity; protein binding. The record is from RefSeq and is a predicted model, not a curated record. The transcript is spliced from 10 exons. NCBI's taxonomy places the organism in Eukaryota, Metazoa, Arthropoda, Branchiopoda, Diplostraca, Daphniidae. The coding region runs from base 334 to 2289 and encodes 651 amino acids. Gene Ontology annotation, biological process: amino acid metabolic process.
GUUGCAUCAGCCUCUUUUUUGCUGUGCGUGUGUGUGUGUCAGCUUUAAAAAAUAACGAACGAACUCUGCGAGGAAACUGCGCGCGCUCGACAUCACACAUUGGGAGCCGUUGCGCACACACAGACACGCUUGUAGGAGAUCUCCUUCGCGAAACGAAAAAAAGCCAAGUUGUUAAAUCGCUAUCGUCUCUCGGCCCUCAGUGAAAUUCACAGCGCAGGUUUGUGCGUCUUUUAACCAAACGAAAAAAAAAAUCAAAAGUAGCAGCGUCGUCGUCGUUUGUUUGGGGUUUUUUAUUUUUCCUCUCAAAAGUGGAACGACGAGACGGUAGAGACGAUGCUGAGCAGCAGUAGCCGCAAGGAGACGGAGGCGAUGGCGACGGCGUCUUGUGCCUUGUUGGAAGCGGACGACGAUAGCGAAAUUGUUUCUACAUCGCCGGGAAACGCCGGCCCUCCUAUCGACGCGGCUCACGUUCCCAAGAAACUAUGGCGCCACUCGUCUAUGGACGUCUGCGCCAACCUCGAAGCCAAGAACGAAUCGAAAGUCUUGGUUCUCUACACGGGUGGAACGAUCGGCAUGAUGAGAAACGAGAAUGGAGCUCUGGUGCCCAUGGCGAACGCACUGGAACGAAUGAUCCGAAAGGCCAUCCAUUUGCACGACGAGAAAUACGCGACGGCUCGUUUCGGCGCCGGAAACACCCACAAGGCUCCUUUGGCUCUGCCUUCGCUCGGUCCCGACGCCAAGCGCAUUCUCUACACCAUUUACGAGUACGAGCCGCUAUUGGACUCGUCGAACAUGACAAUGGAUGACUGGAUCAAUAUCGCCAAGGAUCUGAGGCGAUCGUACGAACUCUUUGAUGGUUUCGUCAUCCUCCACGGCACCGACACGCUCUCCUACACGGCUUCGGCGCUGUCUUUCAUGCUGGAGAACCUGGGCAAGACGGUAAUUGUCACCGGUUCGCAGAUUCCCAUUUUCGAAAUCCGGAGCGAUGGAAGAGAUAAUUUCCUCGGGGCUUUGAUCGUGGCCGGAAGCUAUUGCAUCCCAGAGGUUUGCGUCUUUUUCAACCACAAACUCUACCGUGGCAACCGGACGGUUAAACGCUCCAACGGUUCCCUGGACGCGUUUGACAGUCCCAAUCUUCCGUCGCUCGCCCACUUUGGCAUUGACGUACACGUGGAAUACAGAUCUGUUUUUAGACCGGUGACGAUCGAUCGGUUUCGUGUCCAUUCCAUUUUGAAUCGAAAUGUUUGCUUGCUUCGACUCUUUCCCAGUAUCACCAUUCAAACUGUUCGCGCCCUUCUUCAUCCGCCAAUCGAGGGCAUUGUCAUGCAGACAUACGGAUCGGGCAACGUCCCUUCUAAUCGUCUAGAUCUCAUCGAUGAACUGCGUAGAGCUACCCAAAAGGGCGUUUUGAUUAUCAAUACGACGCAGUGUUGUCACGGCGCUGUUCAGGCCAUUUACGAAACUGGGGCAGCGCUGUUGGAAGCUGGAGUCAUCCCCGGUGCCGAUAUGACUCCUGAGGCCGCCCUCACGAAAUUGUCGUACGUUUUGUCGAAAGACGAGUGGGAUCUCGACACAAAGAGGCAAAUGAUGAUGACGAAUUUGAGGGGAGAAUUGACGCUUCCGCAUACGACGCUGGUCAAAGAAAUGGAACUGAUUGAAGCUUUGGCGCGAUCCUUGCACUUGUCUUCCAGUGAAGAAAUGGACCAACUCAAAGAUGUUCUCUUUCCUUCACUCAUUUGUUCCGCUGUCAAGACGGAAGAUUUAUCGAAACUCGAAUCUUUGGAGAAAUACGGUGCUAAUUUGUCUGCGUCUGACAGUGAUGGUAGAACUCCACUUCACGUGGCGGCUGGUGAAGGCCGAUUGUCGGUUGUAGAGUUCCUGCUGGGCAGAGGAGCAUCCGUCCAUUCGAGGGAUCGAUUAGGAAACACGCCAUUGAUGUCGGCCGUGUCGGGUGAUCAUCAGGAAGUUAUAUCAGUUUUGGUCCAGUGUGGUGCUCACUUGACGAAUGGGCCUCACACGAUUGGCGAAAUGCUGUGCAGUUCCGCCGCUAAAGGAAACGUCAAAAGGCUGACCUCGUUGAUGAAAGCUGGAGCUGAUCUGAAUCAACCGGAUGUCAGCAAUCGAACAGCCCUUCAUUUAGCCGUUCACCACAAGCAGGACUCGUGUGUUACUUUUCUGCUGAAGAAUAAAGUGUUAAUCGAUAAGAAAGAUGACUUUGGACUCACGGCAGCAGACGUCGCUCGAAAAUUUAAACAUGAAAAUAUUCUUGAAAUGCUGACGAAUCGCUAAAAGAAAUUGUCUUUUGAAAAUACCUACAGUGUGUAGUACACAACUGCCAUACCGUUAUGCUUCCAAUAAACUUUGUAGUUAUCUA